AUGAAGGUCUACGCUGUCGAUGUCGGUCCUGAACAACCUAAUGGUGGCAAUGUGAAGCGCUCCAUUCUUGCCGCUGACGGCGUUGCUCGUGUCCCAGCAACCAAUGUCCACACUCUUUAUGACGUCCUUCAACACAGUGCUCGAAGCUAUCCCGAUCGCAAGGCUUUUGGUUACCGCAACAUUGAGAAGAUCAUUGAAGAAGAGAAGGAGGUUACCAAGGUCAUUGAUGGUGUCGAGAAGAAGGAAAAGAAAGUGUGGAAGUACUUUCAGUUGUCAGGUUACCAAUAUCUGACAUACAAGGAGGCUUCUCAACGUGCACAUGAUCUUGGUGCUGGUUUCGCUGCUCUUGGUCUCAAGGAAAAGGCAAAGGUUGAGAUCUUUGCUCCUACCACGAUGCAUUGGCUCUUGACGGCACAUGGUUUGUUUACGCAAAACAUGACCAUUGUCACUGCUUAUGAAACGCUUGGUGAAGAGGGCUUGUUGCAUUCCAUGAACGAAACCGAGGUCGAGGCCAUUUUCACAUCCGCCGAGUUGUUGCCCACUGUUGGCAAGGUUGCCAGUCAAUGCCCCUCUCUCAAGCAUGUCAUUUAUCACGGUGAAGCUAAGCCUGAGGUUCUCGAGAAGACCAAGGUGGCCCAAAUUGAAAACGUCUUAUCGGUGGAUGAGCUUAUCACUCGUGGUCGUGAGCAACCCAAGGAAGCACGUGCCCCUGAACCUGAAGAUAUGUGCUGUAUCAUGUACACUUCCGGAAGUACCGGCAACCCCAAGGGUGUUGUAUUGACUCACAAGAACAUUGUUGGUGCAAUUGCUGGUGUGAAGGCGCUUCUUGGUCACCUUAUCACUGACAAUGACAGCAUGAUGGCUUAUCUCCCACUUGCCCACGUUUUGGAAUUUGUUGUCGAGAACCUUUGUGUCUUUUGGGGUGUCACUCUUGGCUAUGCUUCGGUGCGUACCUUGACCGAUGUAUCUGUACGCAACUGCAAGGGCGACAUUAAAGAAUUCCGACCUACCCUAAUGACCGGUGUGCCACAAGUUUGGGAAUCCAUUCGCAAAGGUGUCCUUGCCAAGGUCAACCAAACUUCUCCUCAAGCCCAAAAGAUCUUCCACAAGGCAUUUGCUACUAAGGCUUGGCUCAUGGAACGUCAUCUUCCAACUGGAUUCCUUGAUAUGGCUGUAUUCAACAAGAUCAAGGAGCAAGUCGGUGGUCGUUUGCGCUUUGCAUUGUCGGGUGGUGCUCCCUUAUCCUUGGAAACACAAAAAUUCUUAUCAGUGACAGUUUGCCCUAUUCUUGGUGGUUAUGGCAUGACUGAAAGCUGUGGUAUGUGCUCUAUCAUGACUCCUGAGCAAUUUGGUUAUGGUCACGUGGGUGCUCCUGUACCUUGUGUUGAGAUCAAGCUUGUGGAUGUACCUGAUGCUGGCUAUCUUUCCACCAACCCCACUCCUCAAGGUGAAGUUUGGGUCCGUGGUACAUCGGUUACCAAGGGUUACUGGAAGCGUGAUGAUUUGACAAAGGAAACGGUGACUGAGGAUGGUUGGUUGAUGACGGGUGAUAUCGCUCAAUGGAACCCCAAUGGCACUCUAUCCAUUAUUGAUCGCAAGAAAAACCUUGUCAAGUUGAGUAAUGGUGAAUACAUCGCAUUGGAGAAACUCGAAUCUCUUUAUAAGAGCUGUCUCUAUGUCAACAAUAUUUGCGUUUACGCCGACUCACUUCGUCCUCGCCCUGUUGCUUUGGUUGUCCCCGUUGAAGCUUCAGUACGUAAGCUUGCUACCGAACUUGAUGUGGCAUCCAAGGAUCUUGAAGAUAUUUGCAACGAUGACAAGGUCAAGAAGGCUGUUCUCAAGUCACUUCUCGCCACUGGCAAGGAAGCAAGCCUUAAGCCUGCUGAAAUGUUGUUUGACAUCCACUUGUGUCACGAGGAAUGGACCAUUGAAUCCGGUUUGUUGACAGCUGCCCAGAAACUCAAGCGUCAAGAUAUCAACAAGAAGUUCAAGGAACAAUUGGAUACAAUGAAUGCUGCACAAAAGGCAUAA
Molecule: messenger RNA, 2031 nt
Organism: Lichtheimia ornata
Lineage: Eukaryota; Fungi; Mucoromycota; Mucoromycetes; Mucorales; Lichtheimiaceae
Exons: 7
Coding region: 1-2031 (676 amino acids)
Biological process (GO): long-chain fatty acid metabolic process; long-chain fatty-acyl-CoA metabolic process
Cellular component (GO): lipid droplet; plasma membrane; endoplasmic reticulum
Molecular function (GO): long-chain fatty acid-CoA ligase activity
Source: RefSeq, a predicted model, not a curated record